GGCGGGGGCGGGGCCGGUUUCGCCCCUCAGAAGUCGGUUCCUGAGCGCGCGGGGCUGGCGCCUCUCGCCUCGCGCAGCCAUGGAGCGGCUGACCUUGCCUUCCGGCGGCGCCGCGGCGGUGGACGAGUACCUGGAGUACCGGAGAAUUGUUGGUGAGGACGAUGGAGGGAAACUUUUUACUCCUGAAGAAUAUGAAGAAUACAAAAAAAGAGUAUUACCUAUGCGCUUACAGAACAGAUUAUUUGUGAGCUGGCGGUCACCAACUGGAAUGGAUUGUAAGCUUGUGGGUCCAGAGACACUAUGUUUUUGUACACAUAGGUAUAAGCAACAUAAAACUGACUUUGAAACGAUUCCACAGCAACGCCCCAUCAGUCUCCCUUGCCGAGUGAGCGGCUGUGGGUGCAGGGCGUACCUUUACGUCCCUCUGAACGGCGCGCAGCCCAUUCGCUGCAGGUGCAAGCACUUUGCGGAUCAGCACAGCGCUGCACCCGGCUUUCUAUGCAAUGCCUGUUCCAAGUGUUCGGGAUUCCAUAGUUGCUUCACUUGUGCUUGUGGUCAGCCUGCAUAUGCUCAUGACACAGUCGUGGAAACUAAGCAAGAAAGACUGGCUCAGGGAAAGCCAGUGGGGCAGGAUGUCCCUUAUGCAGCAAUGGGAGGCUUAACAGGCUUCAGCUCACUGGCAGAAGGCUACAUGCGUUUAGAUGACAGUGGGAUUGGUGCACCUUCGAUUGAAUUAUUAGAUUCUCCAGCUACAGCCAUGGACCACCCAUUUAUAAAAGCAUUUCAAACAUCAUCUAGUUCUUCUCCACUGACAGAGGUAGGUACAAGUAGUCAAGUUUCUUCCUUAAAGAGACCUGAAGAGGAUGAUAUGGCUUUCUUUGAAAGACGAUACCAAGAAAGGAUAAAAAUGGAAAAGGUUGCUAAGCAGAAAGGAAAAGCACCAUCAAGUACAAAACCUUCAUGAAGACCAUUGGGAAAAUUAAAACCAUCAUCCAAUUAGGUAUCCUCUGACAGUGUGGCUUAGGAUUGCCUACUGGAGCCCCUCUGCCAUCAUAGAUGUGUGAAAGAUAUGGAGGAGUUAAUGACCUUGGGGCCACCCUUGACUUAUGAAUAAAUGCUCUCUCUUCCAUCAGCUGGGAGAAUUCUGAGAUGACUUUCAUAAGGCAUUUUCUUCAGAAAAUUCUUUGGGAUUGAGUACCAGUCACCUCUAGCAGUGGCCAACUCUGUAAUACAUUCUUAUGUUAGCUUUCUUUAACUUCUCCCUUUCUCAUCCAUCUCUCUGGUUCUCUCAGAUUACUUCUCAAAGAAAUACCUGUAUGUGAGUAUUUGUCUUGGGCUUCACUUUUGGGUGGUGGGUAAACACAAGCCAAGAGGGAUACCAGGAAUGGCCUUAAAAAGCAAAUCCUCUGGAUGGGAGUCUAUGACUGGAUCAUUCGCUGGACAGAUGACAAUAAAGACCCCAUGGCUAAUAGUAAAUGGCAUAGUGAUAACUCCUGUCAUGUGGAUGGGUCACAGUUAUUGUACUGGAUUUGGGUAGAGUGCUGGUGGAAGGUGAAGUAUUACAUUAUAUAGUAGCUAUGGCAUUACAGUGGAAUGGAACUAAUGGAAAUGAUAAAGAUAAAGGUGUUGGUUAGUUUUUAUUAACUGCUUUAACAACCUCGAAAA
This is a messenger RNA of Mustela erminea (ermine), 1665 nucleotides long. It is a transcript of the gene FAM221A, whose product is annotated as family with sequence similarity 221 member A. Lineage: Eukaryota; Metazoa; Chordata; Mammalia; Carnivora; Mustelidae. The record is from RefSeq and is a predicted model, not a curated record. The coding region runs from base 80 to 964 and encodes 294 amino acids. The transcript is spliced from 8 exons.